UUAGAACUCUACUUGUCAUUAUGAAGACAGCACUUGUGCUUUUUUUGGUAAUAUCGCUGGCACAGUGUAAAGUCCCCUUAAGUCUGGUGAAAUUUCAAGCAAUCAAAUUUGUCACCGCUAGUAAUAUAAGCGAAGAGUGUGCUGCGGAUUUGUCGCUGCUAAUUUCAGACCUGUUUGGUUUGAAAAUGUGGGCUUUGAAAAUGUUUGACGCCACCGGCAAAAUAAACGCCGGAAUGUCAAACGGAAACCUGCAUUUCUUCGGCGAUUUCGACCUAUGCUUGUCAAUUAAAGAAAACACAAAAACACGAACAAUCGAAGGAAAAUACUGUACAGCUCUUAUGAGAGUCAACGACGAAAUUCUUGACCAAGCUAAGCGACUACUAAACUUACAAUAUCUAAAACUAGUGUACAGUGCAAUAAAUAUCCAAAUAGCGUUCAAUGAUAUGCAAAAUCUAACUGGUCUUGUGGGAAUUUGUGUACCAAAAUCUUGUAGCCUGGACGAUCUCGAAAUUCUAGCACGACACGUAGAACGUAAAUUAAAAUUGCCAAUAAAUCUAUCUUUCCUGGAAGAGAUGUGUACCUACAAAAACCAGCCGACUAACAUCAACACGUUGGAUUUAAUCACAUACUGCGGUCUUAUUUUGAUGGGUCUUUUACUCGUUGGAAGUACCAUCUAUGACGUUUAUUUACAUGGUUGCGGCGUUUUUAGGAUCUUUUCAAUGUACACAAACCUAAAGAAACUUUUGGAUAAAGCCGAAACCAAAAAAUUGAGUUGUGUGAGUGGAAUAAAAGUCAUAAGUUCUUUGUGGAUUAUAUUGGUGCAUACAGUCCUAAUUGCGUCCUUAAUAGCAAAGAAUCUGGUUUACGCCUUUGCAGAGUGGAGGUAUACACCCAUUGGCAUGGUCAUGUGGUCUGGCCCUUACGGCGUUGAUACAUUUUUCGCGCUUAGUGGGCUAUUGGUUACCUACACGUACCUGAAGAAUUGUCAAAACUCUUCCAUAGGUUUACUCGAAUUCUAUUCUAAAAGACUUCUCAGGCUCAUGCCGACGAUGACAGGUCUCAUUACUAUCCAAUCAAGUUUGUUAAAACUAUUCCUAGACGGACCCAAUGGGCAAAUUUUAUUGAAAAUCUCUGUCGACAACUGCCGCGAUAACUGGCCUAGUAUGUUAUUUUUCACUUUCAAUUUUAUGAAAGAUGCCAAGUGUGCCAGCAAUCACAUUUGGUAUUUGUCGAGUGACACCCAAAUGUACUUUCUAGCUCCCAUAUUUUUGUUCUUUAUCACAAAACACCCCAGAAAGGUAAUCGCAGGCAUGACUGUCACGUUCCUGUUCGCCGUUGGCUACAGUGUCGCUGUUACAUUUAUAAAGAAACUUGGGUUCACAAUAUUCGACUGGAAUUGCGAUUUUGAACACUAUCUUUCACUUUCGACAAUUCAUCGCUUGCCGUCUUGGCUAACAGGAGUCUUCUGUGGUUAUCUACUCCAGUUUAAAAAUGUCAAAAUUCCCAGAAAUUUGAACAAUUGCCUAUUGUUUGUGUCUUUAUUGUCUAUGAUACUGCUAAUAUUAAACCAGGUGUCGCUUCUGGAUGAAGAAUACAACGUCUACCGUGCUGCCCUCUGGAACGGUUUAGCUCGGCCAAUGUGGUCUUUAGCUUUGUGUUAUAUAAUAUUUAGCUGCGCGUCUGGACACGGAGGGAUAAUCAACUCAUUUCUUUCCCAUUAUGUGUUCAGAGUUUUAAGCGAACUUACAUUCAGCAUUUAUUUGUUACAUGCUGUAUUCGUUGCGGGAAUUCUCGGCAACACUAGGCAGAGUGUAUUCUUCAACAAUCGCCAGAUUCUACUAAAUUUGGUUGAAGUCUACAUGUACUGUUUGCCGGCGUCUUUGCUUGCAUAUCUUGCGUUUGAGGCACCGUUUUUAUCCCUGAAAGACUAUACGUCGAGACGACGAAAGGUUAUGGCAGAGAAGAGUAGCUAAAAAUGGCUUUCGAUGGAGCUUCAAGAGUUUCUAAACUUUGUAAUUUUAAGAAUAAAGAAUUCAGACUGA
Molecule: messenger RNA, 2042 nt
Organism: Zophobas morio
Lineage: Eukaryota; Metazoa; Arthropoda; Insecta; Coleoptera; Tenebrionidae
Product: nose resistant to fluoxetine protein 6-like
Exons: 11
Coding region: 21-1973 (650 amino acids)
Molecular function (GO): acyltransferase activity, transferring groups other than amino-acyl groups
Source: RefSeq, a predicted model, not a curated record